This is a messenger RNA of Suillus fuscotomentosus, 2544 nucleotides long. RefSeq lists its product as uncharacterized. The transcript has 8 exons. Bases 1 to 2544 code for a protein of 847 amino acids. The record is from RefSeq and is a predicted model, not a curated record. Lineage: Eukaryota; Fungi; Basidiomycota; Agaricomycetes; Boletales; Suillaceae.
AUGACUCUAGUUGCUAGCGGGGUGCUAUAUGAUUGUCCUACCUGUGCAACACAAUUCACAUCAGUAGAGCAUCUAUGUAAUCACCUGACGGAUGAUCCACACUGCAACGGUGUACCUGUUCCACUUGCAAUUUGCCAACCCGCUGGUCCAGGGGAGGAGCGCACAGCUCGUUAUCAUGAAAACUCGGGAUCUAUCUAUGGUUUUCACCAACCAAACUCCUUUGAGCGUAUGAAGGCUCAUGACUACGAAGCUCAUCGUGCACAUAACGUGUACUACCCAUUUGCCGACAGGGAGGAAUGGGAGUUAGCAAAAUUUCUUAGUGACAAUCUUAACCAGGGUCAAAUUACUAGGUUUCUGAAGCUAUUGUGGGUUAAGUCAGAAACACGGAAACCACUGGCGUAUAAGUCUGCGCAACAGAUGUUCACCUUCAUGGAUGCCCUGCCAAAGGGACCGAAAUGGCGCUGUACAACCAUUCAUACCAAAGGUUACAUCACCACCCAUCCUGUACACCUAAUCUGGCAUGAUGCCCUGGAGGUGAUGUGGCACAUUUUUGGUAACCCGGUAUUCGCCAACGAUAUGGAGUUUGAUCCAUACAAGAUCCAGGACCAGCUCCCAUCGGGUGCUACUAUUGUUCCAAUAGUUCUUGCUUCUGAUAAAACCCUGGUCACCCGCCAAUCAGGUGGGCUCAAGAUGCAUCCUAUGUUUCUCACUACAGCCAACAUUCGAUCGGACAUCCGCAUGAAAGCUACUUCGCACGCAUGGUCAUGCAUCGCGUAUAUGCCUAUCCCACAAUUUAUUUGUCAUCCAGACUUCUGCUCGCUCUUGCAAGCCCGUGUCUGGCACUGGUGUGUAGAUAUCAUUUGUGAAAACCUUAAAAUCACCGCUGCAACUGGCACAAGCAUGGUGGAUCCAUCCGGUCACUCGCGCUAUGCAUUCACCCCCCUUGUCGCAUACACUGCGGACCUCCCUGAACAGCAGAUGAUUGUGUGUGUCAGUAAGAACGCAUCACCCAUUACCUUGGCUACCCAGUCACAGUUUGGGGAUGGCGUAUCAUAUCCUCCUCGUCAUGGGAAUAUCAUGAUUGAAGUGCUGCACCAACUUUGCCAACAUGAAGCCAAAUCACUUUACCUCAGCGGGGUCCAACUUCCCUUCUGGCACAACUGGCGCUUUAGUGAUCCUGCAUAUUUCCUUGCGCCUGACAUCCUACAUACACUCCACAAAUUUUUCUUUGACCAUAUCUUCAAGUGGUGCAAGGAAGUUCUGGGGGCGGAUGAGCUCGAUUCGCGCUUUCAUAGACAGCACAAAUGUGUGUCGCACGUCCAGAAAAUGACUGGGCGGGAGCAUCGGGAUAUCCAGCGCACAAUUGUUGCUACACUUGUGGGCGUUGCUGAUGCGAACUUUAUCCAAGCAAUUCCUCAAUCUCCAACUUUCACUCUGUCCUCAAUCACUGCUAUGACAUCCUCACUUGAAGAAUUCCAUCGCUUCAAAAGAGCUAUUAUCAGUGCUGAGGCUCACAGGGGGACCUCCGGUCCUAUUGAGCACUUUGAAAUACCUAAACUCGAACUUCUCACUUCAUUUGCUCGAGCUAUCCCUAAUCUUGGCGCCCCAAUCCAGUUUACAUCUGAGACCAGUGAACGCAUGCUGAUCACGCAUUGCAAAGGUCCUUUUACGCGCACUAGUCAUCAGCGUGCAAGCUUUAUGCAGCAAAUCUAUGCUCUCCUCCGCUCAAAAUCGUUGUCCAUCAAUAAUCUGAUCGACAAUGAAUUUGAGGAAGUUGUCGACAUUGACCCGGCGUUUGAUUGGAUCAUGCGCGUCUCUCCUGAGGAAGUUUCUCGUUUUCAUGGUCCCCGUCCAGUCCACAACCAUUUUCUCAAGGGGCUUCUUUCAGAAGAUAGCCGUGUCGCAUUCCACGUUACUGUUUCUAGUGAUCUGGCUGACAAGUCACCUAACUUUUUGGUGUGGUUAUAUCAUCUUCCGAACUUCCCUAAUCUACUUCAUGCCUUUAUUGAGCGCGUCAAUGUGUCAGGGUCCCACUUUCAAAUGCGUCUCCUUAAGGUUUGGAACAAAUUCCGUCUACAGUUACAUUCAGACCUGCGCCCACGUCUUGUGAUGCCAAGCCAACAAGUACAAGUGUAUCCACCGUCCGGAGCGUAUCCCCUUGGAAAUUAUCAAGUCGUAGUUGCACAAGUUCGAAUGGUAUUUGGCUUGUCAACGAGGGGUUCUGCGCUGCCUCCCGGACUUUCUGAGCCACUUCUUUACGUGCAACUCUUUGAAGUGAUCUCACGUCCGCAGGAUGAUCAUGCAGUUAUGAUGUACUGUGUCAAGCGACGGUUCAAGACCAGUCCUGAUGGUACACGAGCGAGGCUUGGAAUGAUUAUACCGCUUGUUGAUGUCACUCAUGCGAUCGAGUUGAUUCCUGAAUAUGGUCAAAGAGUUAAUCACAAUGUUACUGCUGCGACAUCCUUGGAACUUUAUGAUACCUUCUACCUCAACAGUUUUUCAGACAAGGAAUGGUAUCACGCAUUGCACGCAGAUUUUUAUUAG